AUGGCCGCGCGGGUCGGCCUGCUGCUCCGCGUACUGCCGCUGCUGCUGUGGGGCGGCCUGGACGCCCAGCGCGUAGGCCGGGAGCUGCGCCGGGAGGCGGAGGCAUUCCUGGAGAAGUAUGGAUAUCUCAGUGACCAGGUCCCCAGUAGUCCUUCCUCCACGCGAUUCAGUAAUGCCAUCAGGGAGUUCCAGUGGGUUUCCCAGCUGCCCGUCAGUGGGGUGCUGGACUCCGCCACCCUGCGUCAGAUGACGCGGCCCCGUUGCGGGGUGGCAGAUACUGACAGCCAGAUGCCUUGGACCGAGAGAGUCAGUGCCCUCUUUGCUGGACACCGGGCCAAAAUGAGGCGUAAGAAACGCUUUGCAAGGCAAGGCAACAAGUGGUACAAACGGCAUCUCUCCUACCGCCUGGUGAACUGGCCCCAGCACCUGCCCGAGCCCGCAGUCCGGGGGGCCGUACGUGCCGCCUUCCAGCUGUGGAGCAACGUCUCGGCGCUGGAGUUCUGGGAGGCCCCAGCCACGGGCCCCGCUGACAUCCGCCUCACCUUCUUCCAAGGGGACCACAACGACGGGCUGAGCAACGCCUUCGAUGGCCCAGGGGGCGCCCUGGCGCACGCCUUCCUGCCCCGCCGCGGGGAAGCGCACUUCGACCGAGACGAGCGCUGGUCCCUGAGCCGCCGGCGCGGCCGCAACCUGUUCGUGGUGCUGGCGCACGAGAUCGGCCACACGCUUGGCCUGACCCACUCGGCCGCGCCGCGCGCGCUCAUGGCGCCGUACUACAAGAGGCUGGGCCGCGACGCGCUGCUCAGCUGGGACGACGUGCUGGCCGUGCAGAGCCUGUAUGGGAAGCCCCAGGGGGGCUCAGCGGCCAUCCAGCUGCCGGGAAAGCUGUUCACUGACUUUGAGGCCUGGGACCCCCUGAGACUCCAGGGAAGGCGCCCCGAAACCCGAGGUCCUAAAUAUUGCCAUUCUUCCUUCGAUGCCAUCACUGUAGACGGACAACAGCGCCUGUACGUUUUUCAAGGGAACCAGUUCUGGGAGGUGACAGCUGACGGCAACGUCUCAGAGCCCCGCCCACUGCGGGAAAGGUGGGCGGGGCUGCCCCCCCACAUCGAGGCAGCCGCCGUGUCUUUGGAGGAUGGAGACUUCUACUUCUUCAAAGGGAGUCGAUGCUGGAGGUUCCGGGGCCCCAAGCCAGUGUGGGGCUCCCCACAGCUGUGCCGGACGGGGGGCCUGCCCAGCCACCCCGAUGCUGCCUUCUUCUUCCCUCCUCUGCGCCGCCUUGUCCUCUUCAAAGGCACUCGCUACUACGUGCUGGCCCAAGGGGGGCUGCAGGUGGAGCCCUACUACCCCCGAGGCCUGCAGGACUGGGGCGGUAUCCCGGAGGAGGUCAGCGGUGCCCUGCCCAGGCCUGACGGCUCCAUCAUCUUCUUCAGGGACGACCGCUAUUGGCGCCUCGACCAGGCCAAGCUCCAGACAACCACCUCUGGCCGCUGGGCCACAGAGCUGCCCUGGAUGGGCUGCUGGCACGCCAACUCAGGGGGCACCCUGUUCUGA
This is a messenger RNA of Rangifer tarandus platyrhynchus (Svalbard reindeer), 1554 nucleotides long. NCBI's taxonomy places the organism in Eukaryota, Metazoa, Chordata, Mammalia, Artiodactyla, Cervidae. The record is from the annotation of a GenBank genome assembly.